Molecule: messenger RNA, 570 nt
Organism: Pseudogymnoascus destructans
Lineage: Eukaryota; Fungi; Ascomycota; Leotiomycetes; Thelebolales; Thelebolaceae
Exons: 2
Coding region: 1-570 (189 amino acids)
Cellular component (GO): membrane
Source: RefSeq, a predicted model, not a curated record
AUGCGGAUUGCCUCAUCCUAUGAUCCAGGAAACAUAAAACUCUUUAUCGCCCAAACUUGUCUCGUCCUCGCCGGUCCUCCGAUAUACUCAGCAGCCGAAUACAACGUCCUUGGUCGACUCAGGCACUAUACGCCAAUGCACUCACCUAUCAACCCGAGCCGCGUUCUUUACUUCUUCAUCUAUGUGGGUGCAGCAGUUGAAAGUCUGACGGCUGUCGGCACGGUGCGACUCUCAGCGGCGAACGGCGAUAUGGAUCUGCUGAAGAACGGAGAGACCUUUAUCUCCAUCGCUCUCGUGCUCCAGGGUGUUGUGGAGUGCCUGUUCAUGGGCUUUGUUGCUCUAGUGCCCACCAUCUGCAUCAUGCUUUACGGCACCUCGGCGCUGGUCUUGCUGCGCUGCAUCUUCCGUGCCAUCGAAAGCUUCAGCAAUCUCAGCGUCAUAUCUUCGGGGACUUGUGAUGGAACCUGCCAAGCUGUCCUGAGACACGAGUGGUACAUCUACGCAUUCGAAGCGGCACCUAUGGUUCUAUACACAUACUGGCAGAAGCGAUGCCCCACGUGCGAGAAAUGA